This is a messenger RNA of Necator americanus (New World hookworm), 732 nucleotides long. RefSeq lists its product as uncharacterized. Bases 1 to 732 code for a protein of 243 amino acids. The transcript has 7 exons. The record is from RefSeq and is a predicted model, not a curated record. Lineage: Eukaryota; Metazoa; Nematoda; Chromadorea; Rhabditida; Ancylostomatidae.
AUGUUAUUGAAUUCCUACCUUGGCGACAAAAUAAUUCCUAAGCACUUACGUUUCCCAUUCCAAGAAGACCCACACUUCCAGAUGUGGAACCUAUUAAUUUUUAUCCUAGUGCUGGUAAGCGUAGCAGCACAAUAUAACAAACCGCCUCCUGUGGUUGUGGGACCACCGCUUCCACCACCUCCACCUCCACCUCCACCUCCACCACCACCUCCACCACACCCACCAUAUAAUGAAAGACCAGGGUACGGUGUUGAUACGCCAUUGGCACCAUAUCCUCCACCACCACCUCCUCCUCCUCCUUAUCCGCCUCCAAACCAUCAUCGUCCGCCUCCACCUCAUCACCACCACCCAUAUCAUUCAUACGAGUCCAGUGAGGAGGACGCAUAUGGAUCAUGCAACAAUUGCUAUAGGGUCAAAACAACUUGUGACGAUAAACCUAAAGGAUAUGAUUGUAGAAAACCUCGAGUCACCUAUUUCAACUCAGAAAGAGGAUGUCAGAGAGCUGUGCUGUCGUGCAGAGAUGUGGAAGACAACUGGAUGAAAAUUGUUACCAAAUAUGGUGAAGUGCUCACGGAAGGAUUUGCUGCUGACAAAUUGCUAAAAUGCGAAAGGGGAAAAUGGAGGGCUACUGACGUAAAGGAUCGUGAACAGGAAUUCAGGACUGUACAAUGUCUUAUAAGGAAGGAUUAUCGUUACGAGCAUUAUCAUCAUCAUAAUCAUCAUCCUAACUAA